Molecule: messenger RNA, 4994 nt
Organism: Erinaceus europaeus (western European hedgehog)
Lineage: Eukaryota; Metazoa; Chordata; Mammalia; Eulipotyphla; Erinaceidae
Gene: RAD51AP2
Product: RAD51 associated protein 2
Exons: 4
Coding region: 32-3454 (1140 amino acids)
Source: RefSeq, a predicted model, not a curated record
GUCAGACCGACAGUCUACCCCCUGCGCGGUCAUGUCGGUGUCGCCCCUCAGGCAGCCUGGGGCUGCGUCCCGGCCGCUCGCUUUCCCUUCCUCUGCCCCCGAAGACCCCGAAGGCCCGCCGCCGCCCGGUGGGAAGCGGCUCUGCCUGGAGGACAGCCGUGAGGCGCGCUGGCGGCUGCCCGUGGUGCCCCGCCUGUCGGAGGGGGAGAAAGCCUGGGACUGGCCGCCGCCCUUCAGGCCGCUGCUCCUGCUGUCGGCGGAGGCCCUGUUCGGUCGUCCGCAGACGCGGGCCGGCGGGCGGCCGAGCUGUGACCCGGGACGCCCCGCGCGCGGCCAGCAGGAGCCCAGCGACCCGCCGGCUCCGGCUUCUCCCGCCGCCAGAGGCGGAGACCCAAAUCUGAGAGAAAAGCCGCGCUUGGACUCGCGCCUUCUCGGGGAGCCACGCCCCGCCUCUCGCGAGAGGAAGAGCCCGCGUGUCCCUGAGGCGCCCGCCCGCGACGGCGCGGAGCACGUGCCCGCGGCGCCUCCCCCGAAGAGACCCAGACGAGGCGGCCCUGAGGGGAGCACUCGCCCCGGGCUGCCGGCUGAGGGUGGCCCAGUGGUCACGGCGGCCGCGGGUGCUGACGGGAAGCCCCAGUCAGGCAGCACCCUCAGUGCAGGUGGUCCAGUGGUCAUGGCUGCCGCGGGUGCUGAUGGGAAGCCCCAGUCAGAGUCACGCAGCUCCCUCAGUGCGGGUGUCCCAGUGGCCAUGGCUGCUGAGGGUAUUUGCAGGAAGCCCCAGUCAGGCAGCUCCCUCAGUGCGGGUGUCCCAGUGGCCAUGGCUGCUGAGGGUAUUUGCAGGAAGCCCCAGUCAGAGUCACGCAGCUCCCUCAGUGCGGGUGUCCCAGUGGCCAUGGCUGCUGAGGGUAUUUGCAGGAAGCCCCAGUCAGGCAGCUCCCUCAGUGCGGGUGUCCCAGUGGCCAUGGCUGCUGAGGGUAUUUGCAGGAAGCCCCAGUCAGAGUCACGCAGCUCCCUCAGUGCGGGUGUCCCAGUGGCCAUGGCUGCUGAGGGUAUUUGCAGGAAGCCCCAGUCAGGCAGCUCCCUCAGUGCGGGUGUCCCAGUGGCCAUGGCUGCUGAGGGUAUUUGCAGGAAGCCCCAGUCAGGCAGCACCCUCAGGGCGGGAAGAACAGGCGCCCUGAGUGCACAGCUCCGCAGUCCAGGGAAAGCGAGGGACAGCAGCUGGGUUUCCCGGGGCCUCAGCGUGACACACAGACAUGUGAAACACACCAGGGACAGAUGGACUUUGCCACCCUUCUUGGGAAUCCAUCUUUUCAGAGAGGGAGAUGAUGAGGUUGCAAGAGCCGUGGGUCGAUGCAAAGCACACUCCGCCUCUCUGGUGAUAGAAACUCUGGGUAGCCCCAAGGCUUUCAUGGUUGCUUUUUGGUUUACAGGGAGAGAAGAAAACAGUCGCUGUGUGCUACCCUGGAGAGUUCAGGAAGCACAAAAAGACUUUCCUGUAGGCAGCCACUUGGAAAGUUUCCUUAUGGACUGUUUUCAUGGCUCUAGAAGUGUUGUUUCAGGAAACCCAAACAAUCAGACUGUGACCUGGUGUGCGAUUUUGAUAUGUGAGGAACAAAGUGAUGUUCAAAGUAAACAGAACAUCAGAAUGAUCUUAAACGAAGAGCAGAAGAGUAUGGAUGUCCAUAGAAAGAAUGAUUUUCCAAGCAUGUGUUUACAAACCAUGGUUUCAGGACUUUCAAGCAGCAUAUUGAAGACAAACAGAGCUUAUUUGCUCAAUGACUUUGACUCGUUAACAUGUGUUAUAAAUAAUUCUAAGUUGGAAGAGAGAUCCAUUUUUGAAUGGACAGUGUGUUUAAACUACUCGAAAAAUAUAGGAGAAAACUGUACUGUACAUCUAGUAAAAACGUUCAUAUUUUCAAAACCAUUAGGUACCAUGAGGCUUACCUUAGAGGAAACAAGUCUGCUUAAAAAUGAGCAGGUUCUUAGUGAGCCUGAGAAAGGAAACCUCAGCUUCUUUAACAUGGCAAUGCAAGAUUAUCUUCCAAGUCUGGAAACAUAUGACAAAAUUUCUCUUUCAAAGGAAUUUGAUGACAGAGAUGAAAUUUCUUUGACAGAAAAAGUUAGUUACAAGAAUAAUAGUUGUCCUGAAAAAGUUGCUAUUAUGGAAAAUGGGACACACUACAGCCUCAGUAUGGCCAAAACAUAUGUAAAGCCUGGUUCUCAGUUAAUACAGAGCAACUAUAGACAUAGCAAUGAAAAAGUACACGAGAUAAAAAUGUACACCCAAGAUGUAGACACUAGAAGAAAAGGGGAGCAUGAUAAGAUCAGAAGCUUCAAUUUCCAGGGCCUAUUUGAUCACUUCAAUACUAGGCAACAGGCCAUACUGAGAAGCCAUACCACAAAACAUAGGGAACAUACAACUUCCACCUCCAUAACUCAGGGACUAAAUUUCAGGAACUUGAUAAGUGAAAUUGAAGAAGAACACGACUUGAUUUUGAAGGAGGAAACAAAAGCCAGGGAACAAAAUCUAACCAACAGUUGCAAUGUUCAUAAGGAUGUUCAGCUAGGAAAGGAAGAGAAAAAUAACUUGUAUCCGGUGGCUUGCCUGUUGUCUGUACAACCAGCUUCAUUCAUGAGAAAGAAAGGACAUGUGGAAGAAAUGAAUAAAUAUGUUAAUCAAAAUAGCAUAGCUGAGAAAAAUGAACACCAGAGCAUUUUGCAAGAAAGUGAUUUAGCUAAUUCAAAGCAUUUUCAUCCAAAGAAUGACUCUACAGAAAGUGUUAAUCAUCAGUUUGAAACUGACUUGAGUGUAGCCAACAAAGAAUGUUUUCAGGACUUAACUGCCAAGUGUUUAUCAACAGAAGCUCUGACAAUGGGCAAAGAUUUUGAGAUGAAGAGUCAAUUUGAUUUAGUACUUGAGGAACUUCAUAUGUUUCAUGAAAUCAGCAGGGAAAAUGAAAUUCUAGACACUGUGGAAACAAUCAAGGGACAAGAAAAUUAUGCUGGGGAAAACAGCGAUGCUGAGGAGGUCCAAAGGAAGACUGAAAGUGAUUUGAAAGUGGGUCCUGUCAACCAAGUCUGUGCAUCUUCUCUGCACUGCGAUUCUAUAGCAAGUCUUAAUAGACCCAGAAAGCAUCAAAGUCUAUUUAAAUGGGAAUCAACGGUACCCCAAAAUGUAGAACAGGAUGUUCCUAAUAAAUCUCACUCCACAAGAAUAUCAGAAGGAGAGUUACUUUAUUCUACCAAGGAAGAUGGUGAAAAACCUUUACCUAAAGGCCCUGCCUAUUAUGCUGAUGAGCUUAAUGAAGAGAACUUCAAUUAUGUGCUGAAAGGAGGAAGUAAUUUUUCACAUGGAAUUGCCAGAGUCCUACCUCUUAAGACAUGCAGCCGGCCGAUCAGAGUUGGUUUAUCAAGAAAAGCUAAGCUUACACAGCUUCAUCCCUAUUUGAAGUAAAUGUCACAAGGACUUAGAAGAAGAUAAUGAGUUUUGAUAUUUAAAAAACAAUUACAGUAUUAUAAUUUUUUUUCCUUGGAUAAGGAAUUUCUUCUAGCUUGGGGGUAUGUCAGACUUUAUUGUGAAUUAUGAAGGGGGUUUCUUUGUGAAUUGUCUAAUUACCUUGAAAUCUUUUCAGUGUUCAGUUGUUUGUAUGGCAUAGUCACAGUAUAGCUGUUGAAUGUUUUGAAUGAUUUUAUAAAAUACAUCAACUUAUUUUUCAUAAAAUGUAUUUAUAAUUAAUUUGUGGAGAUUAGUAGUCUUUAUAAAUUUUGCAAAGGGAUCUGUGAUUAAUAAAAAUAGCAAAGAUGUUGUUCCAAUUCACUUUCACUAUUUUUCAAGUAAAAAAAAAUGAACCUGCAAAGAAGAUGGGUAAAAUUUUCAAGAUCACAAAAUUCGUAACCAGACUGGAGUAAAGGCAUUCUCCUCUCUGACAGUCCCAUUUUCCUCUAUAUUAACUUAUUGAAUUGUCUAGCAAUACCUCCCUUGCUUGUCCUAAGACCCUAGAACAAUAUAUCUUUUAAUAUAUAUUGUUAUAUCAUUUAAAUAUAAUAUGUCCUUUUAAGUACUUAGAAAAUAUUAUUUUAGUUAGAGAAUGAAUGAAGUUCUACCACUAUGAAAAUCUCUGCUUCUUUUGGAAAUCAUAGUACAUUAUAAACUUGGAAAGUCUUUACUUCUUUUUUUUUUUUUUUUUAAAUAUUUAUUUUUAUUUUUAUUUAUUUAUUCCCUUUUGUUGCCCUUGUUGUUUUUUAUUGUUGUAGUUAUUAUUAUUGUUGUCAUUGUUGUUGAAUAGGACAGAGAGAAAUGGAGAGGGGAGGGGGAAGACAGAGAGAGGGAGAGAAAGACAGACACCUGCAGACCUGUUUCACCGCUUGUGAAGCGACACCCCUGCAGGUGGGGAGCCAGGGCUUGAACCAGGACCCUUAUGCGGGUCCUUGUGCUUAGCGCCACCUGCGCUUAACCCGCUGCGCUACAGCCCGACUCCCGGAAAGUCUUUACUUCUAUAAAGGGGGAAAUAAUAUUCUUGGGACCAUUGUGAAGAUUAAAUAAGAUAAUGUGUGAUGUGUGUUUAAAUAAGAUAAUAUGUGAUAUGUGUUUCUAGUAGUAUGUGUACCUAACGUGGUGGCACAGCCAGGCCACCUGUGUUAGGUGCUUAUAAUGGCUCUGAUGCAUAAUAGAAAUAAUAACUAUUCUAUGUUUAACUUUUUCUUGAAAAAUUUUCCAUAUUCUGAGUUGUAUUAUCUUCAUGUAUAUAAUUCUUGAGUGUGUAAAAUAUUUAUUUUGCCUUUUUUUCUACAGAGGUCACCAUCUUCUUUUUUUAUUUGACUAGUACUAUGUUGAACUUUUGCUUUCUUCUUCUUUAUACAAGGCAAAUCUCAUCACAAGAUUUAUGCUCAGAAACCUUGGUUAUUUUCCAUGCUAUUACUAUCUGUAAUUGUGUUGAAUCUUGAAUUCUGUUCUUAGAUCACUUUUUAUAGAUAAUAAAUGACAAAUCACUCAU